ACCUAGUUUUCUCUUCGCCCAGGCGGUCACAAAAGAAGGGGGGGAAAAACGUUUUCCGUUUUUAUGAAGUGCAUAGCUGGCGUAGUGUCUCAAAGAGCACAAAUCCUCGUGUUCCCAGAAGACGGUCUCUACGGCUAUGAGUUCACCCGUGACACCAUCUACCCGUACCUGGAGGCAAUCCCUGACCCUGACUCAGUCACGUGGUCACCUUGCAGUGACCCUGAGCGCUUCCCCGAAACCCAGGUCCUGAGAUGGUUGAGCUGUCUGGCCCAGAACAACUCCCUGUAUCUCGUGGCAAACAUGGGAGAUAAAGUCUCCUGCGAGCCAGACAUCGACUCCAAAUGCCCGUCGGACAAACGAUACCAGUAUAACACAGCUGUCGCUUUCGGCCCCGACGGCAAGCUCUUGGCCAAGUAUCACAAGUACAAUUUAUUUUACGAAUCGCAGUUCAACAAGCCCAAGCCGGAAGUCAAGUAUUUUGACACGCCUUUCGGCCGCUUCGGUUUUCUCAUCUGCUUCGAUAUUCUGUUCGAAGAGCCAGCGGUACCCAUGGUAACUAGCCAUGGUAUCAAAAACAUCGUGUUUCCAACUGCUUGGAUGGACGCUCUUCCUCUUCUUUCCGCCAUUGGCUACCACUCGUCUUUUGCGAGAGGUUUCAGGGUGAACGUUUUGGCAGCAAAUAUACACCGGCCUGCAUAUCGCUUCCAAGGUAGCGGUCUCUACACGCCAGAGGGCAUGAAGGAAUUCUACUACAACAGAACAAACACCCCAGAGCCAAGACUCCUUGUAGCGGACCUAAAAGUCUUGUCGGAAACGCCAAGCAACUCCACAUCUGAAAAACGCCACAACUCUGUCCGUGACGAAAAAUGUAUUCCGAGAGAAUUCAUCGAUGAACUCAGCAUUCCACCACACUUCCACUCUGAACAAGACGAGCAGCGAAACCAAAGAUUAGCCAAAAUCGAUCCGCAACACCACAUCGCAAGAACCAAAGAUUUUUUUGUUAAAACCGCUAGGACCUCUGUCAGCGAACUCCGGGCCAAGCCUUUCAACAACAAAGGCUACACGUUCUUACCUCUGGACAGCGUCUUCCCAUUCGCCACAACCUGUCAGGGUCAAGUCUGCUGUUACUUGACCUACGAACUGACCAACAAGUCCAGCUCGGAGUUAUUCGUCCUUGGCGCGUUUGACGGCGUGUUUCACGGCAAGUACUACUUCCAGACCUGUGCUGUACUCCGCUGUCCCACGACCAACCACAGCACCUGCGGCUCCUACACCUUUGACUCGGACACCGGCUUCCGGAGACUGGAGCUCACGGCUGAGGUUCAAACCCCAUUCGUCCUGCCUCAGGCGGUCUUGUCUGACGGCGGUCAGUUACAACUCGCCCCUGCUGACCAGUGGGGCUUCCACCACCGCAUGACACUCAAGUUUGAGCCUGGGCUGACCAAACCCCUCAUAGAGGCCGCCAUCAUUGGCCGUGACUACGAGAGAGACCUAUGAUUGGUUGGCUGGAAGCUUCACAAUAGAUCACCGAUGAUUGGCUGGAUUUCCGUGAAUUAAACCCUUUGUUUGGCUGAAUAUCUGCGGCAUAGUUCACUGAUUGGCCGAAAUGUUUGACAGAAAUUGAUUCGUAAAACUCAUUACCAGGCACCGAUAAUAUCAUGUUCGAGUUUGAGACCCCUGAUCGAUGAAUCCAUAUAUUUUUUAAAAUUAUUAUUCCAUAUGAUGAAGUCCCCAAAGACGAUUUUGAACCUCAUCCGGCAGACCCAAAGCCUGGCAACCUGCAGUGUGUCUUUUCUCUCUAUUGCCUGCCAGGAUAAUGUCUCAUUUGUUAAUUGUUCAUGUUUCAUUCCACAAAUUCCCAUACAGGCUCCUGAUUGAUCGGCUGUCAGUGUUAGAGAUCCGUGCAAGACCAGAUUUUUAAAAAAAAAAUGUUAUUGUUAUACAUUUAAACUUGAACAAAAGAAAGGUGAAAUUUUUUGAUUGCGUAAAAAAAUCCAGUUCUUCCAGACUUGACGAUUGUCCUAUCAAGUGAGUAAUACCAAGCAGUUUUAAAAAGGUUUUGGUAUAAAAAUUACAUUUUGAUGCCCCAGUUAGUGUUUACAGUACCAACAUUUUUUAAAAAUGGAAAUUUAGAUUUUUUUCUCGUCCAUGUGCGGAUUUUUUUCUAUUCUUUGUUUCUAUUAAUGAAAUUCAGGUCUUUAUCAAAAGCCGCAACAAGUUAUUGAUCAUUGUCAGUCAAGAAAGAUGGUAGGUUUAACUCAGCUUGAGAGAAAUCGGACCUUUGGCACCCUCCACGCGUUUCUGUUGUAGCCUGGACGUUCAACUUUAACAGAAGAACUGACAUUGAAUGUCCUGGCCACAGCAGAAACGCUAGAAGAAGCACGCCGAUGCCUCGAUUUCUCUGAUGAGGUAAGCCUACUUUAUUUCUUGGGUGACAAUGAGCAUAUUAUGUUCUUGUGGUUUUUGAUAAAUAAAGACCUAAACUUUAUCCCGACCCCCCCCCCCCCCAAAAAAAAAAGAAAAAAUCUCCCACGCGAUCAGGGAUAAAUGACAAUUUUCUUCUUUUUUAAAAAUGUUUGACUUACUUUUUUAGAGACUUAGUAAUAUACAUUACUCGUGUGAAAGGAAAAGAUGUUUAGAUGCAAUCGAAAGGUGAUACAGUCAAACCCCGUUAUACCGCCACCUUUUGGACAUGAUUCUGCAGUGCGAUCCGAGUUUAAAAAGUGACUUUUGCACAUGUAUUCAGACCCAAGAGUCUUCUUUCUCUCUAGCUCUGUGUCUUUCUCGUAGGAGAAAGAUUAUCAAGUAGCCAACCAGAGGGUGUUGUGCGCUGUGGGUAGUAUGUAUCUCUGGUGGUCCGUAAAGUUCGCUGAGGGUAUGGUGGAACAAAUGUACAUUGGUUGAUUAAAUGACCGUACCACUCAGACAGUUGGCGGAUGGCGGUGUGAAGACGUAAAUACUAUGUUUACGUAAGCACCCCUUUUCGUACAUUGGUAAAACCUGGCAGUUAGUGGGCUGGCGGUAAACGGAGAGCGGUACAACGAGGUUUGACUACUUUUUUUUUUAGCAAUAGCACCAGUAUAUAAUGACUGAACCUCUAUGUAAGGAAUACUCCGAUUUCAUCUCAAUGCCGGACAUUGUUGAUUGGUUGCAUUAAUAUUACCUCAAUCAUUUAGUAAAAUCUCAUAAGGCUCAUCAUUCUGCUCCUGUCGUUUUGUUUUCUUCUUUUGUUCUGCUUCAUGGUGGUGGUCAAAUAAUAUAAUAUAUUCCAAAGUCAAAGCCAUCGAAAAAAAA
Molecule: messenger RNA, 3294 nt
Organism: Aplysia californica (California sea hare)
Lineage: Eukaryota; Metazoa; Mollusca; Gastropoda; Aplysiida; Aplysiidae
Product: pantetheinase
Molecular function (GO): hydrolase activity, acting on carbon-nitrogen (but not peptide) bonds, in linear amides
Source: RefSeq, a predicted model, not a curated record